AUGUCAACAGCAAUAUUAGCAACGAUUCAAAGUCAAUUAAAUUUUUAUACAUAUACAAUUGUUAUGAUUUUAGGAAAUAUUGGAAAUAUAUUUAUAAUUAUACUUUUUGCUCGGCAACGUCAAAAUGCAUGUUCAAUUUAUUUAAUAAGUUCAACAAUAAUUAAUAGUAUUUAUUUAACAUUCAAUAGUUUUGUUCAAUUAUUUCCUUUUUAUUAUGCUGAUGAAACAAUACGUGCAUUUAUUUUAUGUAAAUUACGUUCAUAUAUACCAGGAAUUCUUGGACUUAUAACUAAAACAUUUAUUGUAUUGGCAUGCAUUGAUCGUUUUAUGAUUACAAAUCAUCGUGCAAAUUUUCGAGCAUUUAGUACACCAAAACGAGCUAAAUGUCUUGUUUGUUUGUCGAUUAUUUUUUGGCCAAUUUUUGGUUGUCAUGUUGCAAUAAUGACAACAAUUAUUAAUCGACAAUGUGGUCAAUUUGGUAUUUAUUCAAUAAUUUAUACUAUUUAUAUUGCAAUAUUUGUUGGUUUAAUUCCACCAAUCACGUCAGGAACAUUAGGAUAUUUAACUUAUAGAAAUAUGAAACAAAGACAUAAUCGUAUUCAACCAGUUGCACACGUUGAUAUUCCUAUUCGACGACGAGAUAAAGAAUUAUUGAUUAUUGUCAUGUCUGAAGUAUUUGUUUAUAUUCUUACAGCACUUCCAUAUCCUUUUAUUCUUUUGGAAAUGAUGAUUAGUCGAAAUAUAAUAUUAAAUAAAAGUAUUGAAUAUUCACAAAUUGAAAGUUUUAUAUUAGGCAUUGCAUUAUUAUUAAUAUAUAUGAAUUUUGCUGCACCAUUUUAUAUUUAUAUUAUUUCAUCGAAAGCAUUUCGUCGAGAAUUUAAACAUUUAAUUAUAAAUAUUUAUAGAAAACAACGUGGACGACCAACAAUUCAUAGAUCAACGCAUCAGACAUUGACACAAAAUAAUACUCAUGUUUAA
This is a messenger RNA of Adineta steineri, 978 nucleotides long. The record is from the annotation of a GenBank genome assembly. Lineage: Eukaryota; Metazoa; Rotifera; Eurotatoria; Adinetida; Adinetidae.